GCCGCGGACCUCGCCCCUCUGCAGGGUCCUCUCCGAGGGGCCUCUCCAGGCGUCCCUCGCAGCCCCUAAGGCUGCAUCCCCUCUCUUUGCGCGCCCCUCCCCUCCGUUCUGCUUUACCUCUGCCCGCUAAAAGUCACUCCCGGUCCACCUCAAUCCUCCCAGAAUUUACCCCAAAUUGAUGAAGCCCUUCCUGUUCCCCAGAGCCAGCUUCCAGGGCCUCAGAAUCAGUGGUGCCAGCGGCGGCCUCUGCCUGCGAGCGCGUCGGGUCUCCUGGGCUAGCACCAAGGACACAAGGAAUCAAGACCCUGCAGCAUGGAUGCUCUCUCGGAAGCCAACGGCACCUUUGCCAUCCGCCUCUUAAAGGGAUUAUGUCAAGACAACCCUUCGAACAAUGUGUUUUAUUCUCCUGUGAGCAUCUCCUCUGCCCUGGCCAUGGUCCUCUUGGGGGCAAAGGGCAACACCGCGGCCCAGGUGGCCCAGGUGCUUUCUUUGACCACAGAGAAAGAUGUGCACCAGGGCUUCCAGGCACUUCUCACCGACAUGAACAGGCCAGGCAUGCAGUACCUGCUUAGAACAGCCAACAGGCUCUUUGGAGAGAAGACUUGUGAAUUCCUUUCUACGUUUAAGGAAGCCUGCGUUCAGUUCUACCACGCUGAGCUGGAGCAACUUUCUUUUGCCAGAGCUGCAGAGAAAUCCAGGAACCAUAUAAACACCUGGGUCUCCAAGAAGACAGAAGGUAAAAUUAAUGAGCUGUUGCCAGCAAAUUCCAUUAAUGCCCAAACCAAGCUGGUUCUCGUCAAUGCCAUCUACUUCAAAGGAAGAUGGGACAAGCAGUUUUAUAAAAACUGCACAAAGGAAAUGCCUUUUAAGAUCAACCAGAAGGAGCAAAGGCCAGUGCAGAUGAUGUAUCAGGAGUCCAAGUUUAAAAUGUCCUACGUGAGCGAGGUGCAGGCACAGGUGCUGGAGCUGCCCUACGAGCAGGAGGAGCUGAGCAUGAUCAUUCUGCUCCCAGACAGCGGCGUGGAUCUCAGCACGGUGGAGAAGAAUCUCACUUUUGAGAAAUUCACAGCCUGGACCAAGCCAGAAUGUAUGAAGAGAACCAAAGUUGAAGUUUUCCUGCCGAGGUUUAAACUGCAAGAGGAUUACGACAUGGAAUCGGUGCUUCAGCAGUUGGGAAUGGUCGAUAUCUUCCAACAGGGCAAGUCCAACUUGUCAGCCAUGUCAGCUGAAAGAGACCUGUGUCUGUCCAAGUUUGUGCACAAGAGUUUUGUGGAGGUGAAUGAAGAAGCCACAGAGGCCGCCGCGGCAACUUCAGCCAUUACGGUUCUGGCAGGUCGCGUGGAAUCUCCACCCGUGUUCUGUGCUGACCACCCCUUCCUUUUUUUCAUCAGGCAUAACAGAACCAAAAGCCUCCUGUUCUGUGGCAGGUUCUCUUCUCCAUAGGAGUGCACUUCUGUGCCCGUGAGAAUGUUCCUCUUUCUGUGUCUCCAUGUUCCCCUCUACGUCUCCACGUGCAAAGAUGUGGACAGAUUCUUCAUUCUUCUGAACCAUUUCUUGGUGCUGCAUAGUCAGCUCUCCCCACUCACUUACCACUACUUAAGCAAUAUCCUACGACACCAGGCCAUAGGGUUUCCUGUAUUUAGGAUGUAGUUCAAAUUCCAUAGAAUGGUAUGCAAAGUUUUCCUAGAGGUCUUCAAAUGCAUUCCCCGUUCCUUGCAUGUGCAACUCAUUCUCAUCACAUUGUACUUUCUUGGCAUCUCAAAUCUGUCACAAACUUCCCGUAAUCUGACUGUCUCAAUGGCAGUAGAUGUUGCUAGAUAUUAUUGCUACUAUUUAUAGUUUCCUGUUGCAUUGACUUUUAAAAAUUUUUUUUUGAUGCAUUUUUUUUUUUUUUACAUUCAUCAGUCACCCAGUAUAUGCCAAACAUUGCAUUAAGUGCUGGGACCUGAAAACACCUUGUUGUCCUUUGAAAUCUGUGCCCAAUUUAUGUAGCUUUUAUGACAGCCAGAUUUGAUUAUUUGAUGCCUUUAAACUUAUCUUGUGAUCCUCUUAUAAGGAUAUCACCUUUUUUUUUUUUUUUUUUUUUUUUUUUUUUUUUUUUUUUUUUGACAGAGUGGAUAGUGAGAGGGAGAGAGACAGAGAAAAAGGUCUUCCUUUUUGCCAUUGGUUCACCCUCCAAUGGCUGCUGCGGCCGGCUCAUCGCGCUGAUCCGAAGCCAGGAGCCAGGUGCUUCUCCUGGUCUCCCAUGCGGGUGCAGGGCCCAAGGACUUGGGCCAUCCUCCACUGCCUUCCCGGGCCAUAGCAGAGAGCUGGCCUGGAAGAGGGGCAACCGGGAUAGAAUCCGGCGCCCCAACCGGGACUAGAACCCGGUGUGCCAGCGCCGCAAGGUGGAGGAUUAGCCUGUUAAGCCACGGUGCCGGCCUCACCUUUCUUCAUGUUGUAGUAUCUCCCCACUUCCAGUUUUAACAGUAAAAAUUCUAUUCAGUGCAUCGAUUUCAUUUCAAAGGCCAUGCAGAAUUUUUCCUUUUGUCCAUAGCCAGCUGUACAUCUUUCACCUUUCACUACGCACUGAGGGCACUGCUCUCAUGAUAAUCAUGUUUUUAAUCUCCCUGGGUAAUGCUUAAGUUCAACUACACUUUAAGCUCAUUGAGGAUUGACAUUCAUCUUACAUAUCAGUGUGGCACUUAUAGUGCAAUAAUAAGUAAUUGGAUUAUAUAUGAGUGCUAUAACUUUAAAUUAUGGCAUAUAACCAACUUGAUUGUGGAUUUUUGUGAAUUUUUUUAGUGAGGUAACAUUCAUAUAACAUAAAAUUAACCAUUGUAAAGGACACAGUUCAGUUCUCCCUCCCCGCCCCCCCAGUUUUCCUAAUGCCAAAAGGAAACUCUGUAUCCAUUAAAUAAUCACUCCUCAGUUCUCCCCCCUUCAGCCCCUUGUAACCAGCAAUCUGUUUUCUCUAUGGAUUAACCUAUAAUGGAAAUUUCAUAUAAAUUGAAAUAUAUAAUAUAUGACCUUUUAUGUCUGGCUCCUUUCACUUAAUGUAAUAUUUUCAGUGCUCAUUCAUGCUAUAAUAUGUAUCAGUCCUUACUCCUAUUUGUGACCAAAUGCUAUUCCACUGUAUAGAUAUAACAUAGCACAAUU
Messenger RNA from Lepus europaeus (European hare), 3138 nucleotides. It is a transcript of the gene SERPINB9, whose product is annotated as serpin family B member 9. Gene Ontology annotation, molecular function: serine-type endopeptidase inhibitor activity. Gene Ontology annotation, cellular component: cytoplasm. The transcript has 7 exons. The coding region runs from base 313 to 1443 and encodes 376 amino acids. The record is from RefSeq and is a predicted model, not a curated record. Gene Ontology annotation, biological process: negative regulation of endopeptidase activity. Lineage: Eukaryota; Metazoa; Chordata; Mammalia; Lagomorpha; Leporidae.